This is a messenger RNA of Desarmillaria tabescens, 621 nucleotides long. RefSeq lists its product as uncharacterized. Bases 1 to 621 code for a protein of 206 amino acids. The record is from RefSeq and is a predicted model, not a curated record. The transcript is spliced from 5 exons. Lineage: Eukaryota; Fungi; Basidiomycota; Agaricomycetes; Agaricales; Physalacriaceae.
AUGUCCAAGCAUGUAACCAAUAACCGCAUGUCGAUCGAUGGUACACGAAAUAUACAAAAAUUCGACGAAGUAGAUGCCGUUGGAAUGCUCGAACUCCUUGAUGACUUAUCCCACAUCAGGGAGUUUACUUUUUACGGCGUCGAUUUAGAGACUUCAGAACAGCAUCUCGAUGUGCUAAUGGCAGGAAUGAAGGGGGUUGAAACUUUUACAUUUGAAAAUUGUAUUCUGUCCGCGUCGACCUUUAAUUCCGUGUUCUCUGAUUUCUCGAGUUAUUUAUUUAUGACUAGGACAACAAGUUUGUCGCAAGAUGAACCUUGCUCAGAAAACCCGGUAUCACGUAUGCGGCCAGUCAUUGAAUUCGAGUUCUAUCAGUUGGGUUUCGGUGUUUGGUACAUCUACAUCUCGUUAUUAGGAGAGUCAGGGCCUGGCCAGGAUCUGGAGAGUUAUGCGUGGUCAUCAUGCAUUCAGUUACCCGUGUUACAAAAUUUGAGCGUCAAUUUUCAAGUUCGGAGUGACAUCGCCAGUGGUGCAGAACAUCUUAUUAGCAGUGCCAGAUUUGCGGAAACUAGAACUUGUAAUGUCUUUCAUCGCGUAUUUACCACCGAAGACCAUGUUACUUGA